This is a messenger RNA of Xiphophorus couchianus (Monterrey platyfish), 6117 nucleotides long. RefSeq names its product odorant receptor 131-2-like. The transcript has a single exon. Gene Ontology annotation, biological process: G protein-coupled receptor signaling pathway; detection of chemical stimulus involved in sensory perception of smell. The record is from RefSeq and is a predicted model, not a curated record. Gene Ontology annotation, molecular function: olfactory receptor activity; G protein-coupled receptor activity; odorant binding. NCBI's taxonomy places the organism in Eukaryota, Metazoa, Chordata, Actinopteri, Cyprinodontiformes, Poeciliidae. Gene Ontology annotation, cellular component: membrane. Bases 2015 to 2941 code for a protein of 308 amino acids.
UUUUGACAAAUUUAUUCUCAGUUAUAAGAGCAGAUUUUAGGGUCGCUUUCUUUUAAAAUGUUUGCAACAUUUAGCCAAAUUCAGUAAAUUAAAUAAAAGUAAAUUUUGGUGUAGCAAAGUCAGUAAAAAUCUCUGUAUAAACGUGGAUCUACUUAUAAAAAGACAAACACUUUGUGUUGUGCCUAACUUUUUCCAUUAUGAGGAAAGGAUGGUAAUAAUUUCAGCCUGAUUUAAAAAUAAAAAGUCAAUUCGGAUGGAUCAGAUUGCUGUAAUUUUCAAACUGCUUUUGGGGGCCAGACAAACUCAGUCGAAGGGCCACAAACGGCCCCCAAGCCACACUUUGGACACCCCUGCUUAAGAACAUCAUAAAAAUCGAUUCAGUUUUUUGCAUAGUGUCAAAUUACAAUGUGAAAGAAUGUUAAAUAUGAAAUUUUAAGAUAUACUCAUCAUACGCUAUAACUCUUUACCAGUUUGUUAAUAUGUAGUUUUAACAAUACGUUUCACCGUAACCGGCCCUUUAAAUGUGAAAAUGAGUUUGACGCCCUGUUGAACUUUCUCAGGUACAAGACUUUAAGCCAACCUUUAGUUAAAGGUGUUUUUCAUACAACUCACAUCAUUGUGGAGGAACUUUGCCCAACUCUUCUUCGCAGCACUGCUUUUGAAAAGGUUAUGACAUUUCAACAUGCUGACUUCUGGACUUUAACUAGACUUUUGCAACUCUGAUUAUUUGUCAGACAUUUUGCCAUAGAUUUUCUGCUGUGCUCCUGCUCAUUGUGUUGUUGGUGACCCAGUUGUGUUAACUUACGCCUCUGCGCUCCAAACCAUGAAAGCAGCAAACGUGCAGUAUUUCUUAUCACUGAAUUGACAGAAAUGGGGGUUUUUUUGUUUUGUUUUUUUCCCAUGACUAAGUUUGUUCUCAUGGCUGUCCAGUCCCAACAUCAUGUUCAGUUAUCAAGCCAUUCAAACCUAAAAAUACCUCGAGUAUCGCGCCUCCAAAACCAUCUCUGACUUGAUCAAUUUAAUAAUUGAUUCACUGUUGGGCAGGUACUUUGGAAAAAAUAUCUUUUUACAUCAAGACAGGUUUGUGUGGAGAUUCUUUUCUCCAUAAUAAUCAAAACCAUCACUUUAAAACAACUUUUAUGUUUAUUUAGGUUAUUGUUGGCUGAUGUUCACGUUUGUUGGAUAAUCCAAAAGUGUGACUGAAAACAGAGCAACUAUUUCAUCACACCAAUGAAACCCACAUUUGAUUGGCUGGUAAAUUCAGAGGAGUGAUGAUGUCAGGAAAAGCAUCCUAUAUCUAAAAAAACAAAAAAAAAGGAGUCUGAUUCUCUUCUUAUAUUUAUUCUCCGAAACAUCACCGUCGGGAGAGGAGUCAGGACAAACCAGUGAGGAGUAAGUGAUUUGUCCAAAGCAUACACACAGUUUGUUUUCAUUUAGCUGAGCAUGAAUAACUGAACUGUUUAUUUUGUUUCGUAUCAGAAUAUGGGUUUAAAUUGUGUUUUGUGCUGGGUUUACUGGGUUUAUGGAUUGAAUGAUUUAGAGAAAUAUGAUCUUCUGACUAAACUGAUGACAUUUUUGUGACAUUGUCAGUUCAUUUCUGUUAAUACUUCUCAUUCCAAAAACAAGUUUUAGGAGAAAAAAAUGGUUUUCUAACAGAGUGUAUUGAUUAAAUAUUACAAACUUGAAUUUCUGUAAAUUGAAUAAUAAACAGUGAUAAGGUAAGUGCAUGCAGAUUGAACAUUGCAUCUUCAUUGUGCAAAAUCCUCCAUCUCUUUUAUGUCCUUCUGGAUUCUCCAGAAACCGAUCCAUAUGUGAGAACAAGUCAUGCAUUUUGAUUUUGACAAGUUAGAAAGUUGACCUGAUUGAGCAAAACCAACGUGACUUUUGGGUUCAGCACAUCAAAAGAACCCUAAAACAGUUGUAAAAACCCCCAGACAUUUUUUUUGGUUGUUGAUCAGAGCGAUGUGUGUGUGUUUGUCCUGUAUUUGCAGAAAACUGGACUGGAGCCACAGGAAUGAACGGUACGGAAGGUCCAAGCAUGAUCCAGAUUCGUGUACCUGUCAGGGUUCUGCUGACUGUGCUCCCAUGCCUCUUUUUCUUGUACGUCAACAGCGUCAUGCUGUUCGCCCUGGUGAAAAAGCCCCUGCUUCUGGAGUCACCCCGUUACAUCCUGUUUGGGCAUUUGCUCUUCUCCGACUUCCUCCAGGUCCUACUGACCACGCUGCUCUACAUAUUUGCUUUGACCAUGGUCAGAAUCAUCACUUGCGUUUGCAUUUUCGUCAUCCAGUUCACAGCCAUCACCGUGAAGAUGUCCCCCAUCAACCUGGCUGUCAUGUCAUUGGAGAGGUUCGUUGCCAUUUGCUUCCCUCUGAGGCACGCCGCCAUUGCAACCUCCAGGGUGACGCGUGGCGCCAUCGCCGUCAUGUGGACCGUGGCCUCUUUGGACUCUUUCACGCAGCUCUGUCUGUUUUUCAGCCUCGGCAACAGAAGCCUCACCGCUCAGCAGGUCUGCAGGAAAAAGACGGUAUUUCAACUGCAGGUUUACGUGAUUGUGAACCAGGUUUUCACAGUCGCAAAUUUCGUCCUGGUUACCGUUAUUAUCAUUUACACUUACAUCGCUACCAUGGUGGCCGUGAAGUGCGGCUCUUCUUGCGCUUACAGGGCCAAAGUGGCACAUCAAACCGUGAUCCUGCACGCACUCCAGCUGUGCCUGUACCUCAUCUCCACCCUGUUUAACAUGAUAAACUCCAGCGACCUGUUCAACUUGGACCCAGGUGUUGCUCUUUACGUCAAUCACCUGCUCUUUUCAGGGCUAAUCAUUUUCCCCAAGUUUUUGAGCUCGCUUUUAUACGGCCUUAAAGAUCAGACGUUCAAGCACGUCUUCAAAUACUACUUUACCUUUGGCUACAGAUCUUCAGUAGAGCCCUAUCCCACGUCUUGACCACUAAUUGGAAUAAAUUCAUGUUUUAAUUUGCGUAGUGUAUGAAAAGGUGCUUUGAAGUUUUUCUUAGAUAAGCGAGAGAAAAACCGAGUAUUUUUGCUGAAGUUAAAAAGAGUUGAAUGGAAAUAAAAAACUAACAAGCAACAGGUUGAAGCUGCACGUUUGCAUGCAUUGUAUAAUUUGUGAAUGCAAGAACAAUGAGAGAUUUCUUUCUUGUUGUUUUGUUCAAAUUCACAUCUUUACAGAGUAUACUUAUUUUUAGCAAUUGAUGCAGUUGCCUUAAAAACGUGACGCCUUGGGUCAAACAUCUCGGUUGUCCUUCCACAAGAUUCUCGCAAGAGCUUUCUGGACGCCUGGCCCAUUUCUCCUGGCAGAACUGGGUCUGUUUCGAAAGGCUGCUUUGCUCAUACACACAUUUUCAGCUCUACCCACACAUUUUUAAUUGGACUCAGAUCAGGUCUUAAAAAACUGGCAGAUAUUAACCAGUUUUGCAGCUAAUUUGGAGAUAUGCUUGCUGUCGUUGUCCACUUGGAAAGCCCUAUUUGUGCCUAAAUUUGAACUGCAUGGCUGCUGUCCAGGGAUAUUGUUUCAAAAUUUCCACAAAAUGUUUUUUUUGCCCAUGAUACCAUCUAUUUUUGUAAAGUAGACCAGUCUCCCUUACUGCAAAAACAAAAAUUUACAUCUUCAUAGUAGCCAAAUACUUCAAUUUUUUGUUUCACUUUUUGACAUCUCAAAAAAACUAAGAUUUUUGUCCCUGAGAGCAUUAUACAGAGUACACAAACAUAUGGUUUCAACUAUGUCUAAAAAAAUUUUUUUCCCUUUAAAUCUGCUGCUGCUUUGUGCAACUUGUCAAAAAAGAAAAUGCUAUUUCCAUUUAUCUCUCAAAAAUAAACUAGUCCAAAAUGGAACCGUGUAAAAAUGUGUCAUUUUGUGACGUCUUUUUGGGGUCUGUGUUUGAAUGUUGAGAAAUGUAAUAUUUAUGCAGAAAUCAUCCAUGUAAAUAUCAUUUAUUAAGUCUAGAUGUCGAUGCUUGUGCUAUCUGUGGAAACAGGUUUACAAAAUUUAACUCGAUUUUUCAUUACAGUUGAUAUAUUUCAAACACAUAACUUAAAAAAAAUAUAGUGAAGGGGAGCAGCUUGACUUGAUGUUUUCAGCUAAAGCCAGCUUAGCCACGUGUAAAGUCUCUAGUUUAAUUGUUUGUUUGUAUGUUGUUGAUCGGUAAAAUAUAUCCAUAGCUGGUCAUUGUUUACAAUUAGUAAAGAAACCUGCUGAUGAUGUGAGUGUUAUGAAGUACAUUUAAAUGACCCAAGGUGCUGUACUAUAAACCAUAAAACAAGAUAACACGCAUGUACAAUAGCAAUCUAAGCAUAUUUGUACAAAAUAUGUUUUGUACAAACAUAUUUUUAGUUUGUACGAAAACUAAAAAUAUGUUUUACAAAUUGAUUUCAAAAGACUUGACUACGAUUCAGAGUGAAAUCAAGCAGAUGAAAACAGUUGGGCUUUCAGGAGUUCAUUUAUUUCCUCACUGUUGUGUAAAUAUGACACUAUCUGUGCUUUGUCAUUCUAUUUGAGUUUUUGUGAAAGCUAAAGCAUAUUGCAAUUGAAACUAAACCUUUUCAGGUGCUGAAAACAGCAGCUUUUAAGUUUUAGGUCAAAAUCCCUCUGAUACAGUAAGGAGAACCUGAGUUCACUGCUCUAACCAGCAGAUGCCACCAUAGGCUUUGGAAACAGGCUCCCAAAGCGCCUGUCAAUUAAUGUUGACUUAGUCUGUGCAAGUAUGCGACUCAUAAAUCUGCAAUGUGCAAUAAACCCAGUAACACGUGACUUUAUUGAUGAAAGUCUUUCUUUCUCACAGUGAAGAUGGAUGGUUGUGUAGGAAUAAGGCCUGAGCCUGGCUGCAAACAAUUUAAGAGGCUAAACAGGCAGAGAGAGGCUGAAAGGCAGAAUAAAGGAAGCAUCUGUGCAGGAGGUGGACUAAUUUAAGCGAUCUUUACUCCGCCACAGUCCACAAGCCCACUCAAUACCUCUCCAGCUCCCCGUGAAAGAGCUCUCCAAGGGCUGAAAAACAUUCCAGAGCGAGAAAGUACUUGGUGACAGAGAUGCGCUUUAGUUUGGACGACAAGAGCAAGAGGGAAAAGGUUGUUGUGAUGAUAAUGGAGACCUCUCAGAUGUUUGACAAGACAGUUUGCGUCUUAACAGUGGCGAGCUUCUCUGCAGAAGGGGGAGUUUCACGUGGGAUCGUGCAGGUUUGCAGGGAGGCCUCUCGGCUGUACAAACAGGGAAUGCAUCCACAAAAGAGCCGAUGACGCACAAACAAAGAUGGCCCUGGACAUCUCAGAGAGCUCGUCUUUUGCGCCUGUAAGGAGAGACGCAGACCUCAGGACGGAUCUGUAACUUCCAUCCAAAGUCUUCUCGCUGUAGCCCAGGUGCUCGCGCGACAUUUGUCUACGUCUGCUGAUUUUGCAGUUUCUAAGCUUCUAUGUGUAGCAGAAUGGGAAGAAGUGGGGUAGCUGCUCAUGUGAGGGGGUGGGGGGAAAUACAACAACAAAAGGGAGAAAAAGGGCAUUCUCUGUAAGAGUACAGUGAUGGAUUGGUAGGUCUUCUGCUCCAUUAUGAGAGAACCAUAGGAGGAUGUACAGAGCUGCACAGAUUCUAAUUCAGAAAAAAAAAAGCUAAUCAGAUUUUAAAAGCUUUCUUUUCCUCUAAAUGCAGGCUAGCAGAAGUAUUGUUUGCCUUUUUUUCAGAUUUUGGUGCACAUUUGAGUUCAGCCUCCUUUACUGCGAUACCCCAAUGUGAACUCCAGGGCAAAGAGUAGUAAGAAGAUAGUCAUUGUUGAAACAAAGUCAUGCAUUUGCUAAAAGCCAUCAGACAGCAAACAUGUAUACUGUGAGAGGAGAUGAAAAUCAUUUUUAAUAAAAAACACUUUAUGAGGAAGAAAACUACCACUGCUCAUCACCCUGAACACAUAAUCUAUGUGAAACAUAGUAGUGAAAGCAUCAUGCUGUGGUAAAAUCAGUAAGGUGGCUCAGGCUGAUGGGAGAAUAGAUGGAGCUAAAUAUUGGGAGAAAAUCAGAGGCCAUAAAAAAACUGUGAGACUGAGGGAAAGAAUUCACCUUUCAGCAGGACAAUGACUCUAAACAAACAGCCAGAGGAUAAAUAAAAACACCACCUGUCAU